AAAGAGAAUGAAAUCACAUCAGCUGACUUUAUAAAGCUUCAUCCAGAACAGAACUUUAAAUAAAAAUUCUAGCCUUCAGAAGUCACAGGUCUGAACAGUGUCACAUCGACUACAAGUGAUCUGCUAUGAGGUCUUCGAGAAAAUGGCUGCGGCUCCAGGCCACACAGGAGAGUGUAGGUUUCCCCCUGGUGACCAGUAUGUAACAGCGCACCCGGAAGACAGGACAGGGGCAGCUCCCGGGCCAGGCUCAGAGCGCAGCUUCCUCUUCCAGAGCAGCCUUUCCUUUGGCUGGCGGCAGAAGAUGCAGGCACCGGGGGAAGAGGAUGGAGAGCUGGCCGGGCAGAUGGUGGGAGAACCGGAAGAGCUGGACUACAAGGACAUGGACGGAGCGGGUGACUGUGACAUGGAUUAUGAGCGGGGGUUUGCCCGCUACAUCCCCUACAGGGAACGGAAAGAAUGGGCAGAUGUGACACCAGUUCCCCAGGAUGAUGGACCCAACCCCGUGGUGCAGAUCGUCUAUAGUGACAAGUUCCGCGAUGUAUAUGACUACUUUCGUGCUGUUCUACAUCGAGAUGAGAGAAGUGAAAGAGCUUUUAAACUGACAGGUGAUGCCAUUGAAUUGAAUGCUGCAAACUACACAGUUUGGCAUUACAGAAGAAUACUUUUACAAUCACUGAAGAAAGACCUACAAGAGGAAAUGAACUAUAUAACAGCAAUAAUUGAGGACCAGCCAAAAAAUUAUCAAGUCUGGCAUCACAGAAGAGUUCUGGUCGAGUUGCUGAAAGAUCCAUCAGAAGAACUUGAUUUUGUUGCAGAUAUCUUAAACCAGGACUCAAAAAACUAUCAUGCCUGGCAGCACAGGCAGUGGGUCAUUCAGGAAUUCAAUUUAUGGGAUGGUGAAUUGCAGUAUGUUGACCUGUUGUUAGCAAGAGAUCUCCGAAACAACUCUGCAUGGAACCAAAGAUACUUUAUUAUUUCUAAUACAUCUGGGUACAGCAAUCCUCAGAUCCUAGAAAGAGAAGUCCAGUAUGCUUUAGCCAUGGUCAAGGUUGCUCCUCAUAAUGAGAGUGCUUGGAACUAUUUGCGAGGAAUAUUACAAGACCGAGGCAUGUCAGAUUAUCCAAACCUGUUGGAUCAAAUCCAGACUUUGCAGCAAACACACAACUCCCCCUAUCUUUUGGCAUUUCUUAUAGAUUUAUAUGAUGACAUGUUAGAAAAGAAAUGUGACAAUAUUGAGGACAUCUUGAAACGAGCACUAGAGCUUUGUGAGAUCCAGGCAAAAGAAAAGGACACCAUUAGAAAAGAAUACUGGAGAUACAUUGGUCGGUCCCUACAGGCAAAAUAUGGCACAAACUCAACACCGAAAGAAGAGUGCAAUUCUGUUGAAAAUGAAAUGCAAUGAAAUAGAUUUGGUUAAUGUUUACUCCUGUAUUUAACAUAGUUUAAUAUUUUUACAAGUACAUAAAACUAGUGUCACCAGUUUGUCAUCUUAACUCUCUUACAUGUCACCUGUAACAUUAUGUUAAAGGCUGACAAAGUUCCAUUAACUGUCUGGGCUCCUUCAGCAGUACACGUUGCUCUAUGACCGUGUUUCCCAACCAGGGUGCCUCCAGCUGUUGCAAAACUACAUCUCCCAGCAUGCCCGGACAGCCUACGGCUGUCCGGGCAUGUUGGGAGUUGUAGUUUUGCAACAGCUGGAGGCACCCUGGUUGGGAAACAGUGCUCUAUGAGAAUAGUAUUUUGAUGUUUAUCCUUUACCAUCAGCUUUGCAGUGCACUGUGGCCUCAGGCUUCUAUAUCCCUCUGAAAAGCUGCCACAUAAGAGCCUAUAAUAUUUUAUAGUUAUUAUAUACUAUAUUAUGAUAUUACUAGUGAACUAGUGCAUGCAAAUAACAGGUACCUGAUCAAAAAAGUUUAAAAAAACAGGGUCACAAUUUUUGAUGAUCUGUGAUUUCCCCCCCCCCCCCCCCACACCCAUCUAACAGUUAUCACCGGUGAAUAGGUGACUGGUGAUUAUUUCUUUAAACCAGAAUUAAAUGGGUUUUCCAGAAAUAGAAAAACUGAGCUAAUUUCUUUCAAAAACAGCUCCACUUCUGUCCCCAGGUUUUGUGUGGAAUUACAACUUGGCUCCAUUCACUUCAAUGGAACUGAGCUGCAGAACCACACCCAACCUGGAGACAGACGGGAGUGGUUUUUUUAAAGAAAUUAGAUCAGAUUUUUCUAUUCCUGGACAACCCCUUUACGUUAAGGUAUUUUUUUUUUUAUUUUUUUUUUACUGUCAAGAGCACAUGAGCAUUGUCAUUAAGACUGGGGGGGAUUUAUCAUUUGCUUAGUUUCUUGUGCUAAGUCUGUAUGCUGCUAAAGCUAUCAGAAUGGUUUUCCCUGUAUGUAAUUUAUUUUAGCUGGAUGUCUCAUCCAUUUUAUGGCCUGUGCACUGAUAGUAUAUAAACCAUAUAAUAGUUAAAGGGGUACUCCGGUGUAGUUUAAAAAUAAAAAAAAAUUAUAGAUCACCUGGUGCCAGAAAAUUCUAUUAAAAAAUCUUAAUCCUUCCAGUACUUAUCAGCUGCUGUAUAAUACAGACGAAGUUCAUUUCUUUUUUAAUUUCUUUUCUGUCUGACCACAGUGCUCUCUGCUGACACCUCUGUCCAUUUUAGGAACUGUCCAGAGCAGGAGAGGUUUGCUAUGGGGAAUUGUUCCUGCUCCGGACAGUUCCUGACAUGGACAGAGGUGUCGGCAUAGAGCAAUGUGGACAGACUGGAAAGAAAUGAAAAAAGAAAUGAACUUCCUUUUGUAUUAUACAGCAGCUCAUGCUACUGAAAGGAUUAAGAUUUUUUAAUAAAAGUAAUUUACAAAUCUGUUUAACUUUCUGGCACCAGUUGAUUUAAAAAAAAAAUGUCUUCCACCGGAGUACCCCUUUUAAGCUUGAAAAUAACCCACCCCCUAUGUGGCCUCGGAAUGCGUUUUUUGUGGUAAAACUUGAAAGGGGUACUCCAGUGGAAAACUUUUUUUUAUUUUUUUUAUUUUAUUUUUUUUUUAAAUCAACUGGUGCCAGAAAGUGAAACAGAUUUGUAAAUUACU
Hyla sarda is the source of this 3077-nucleotide messenger RNA. It is a transcript of the gene FNTA, whose product is annotated as farnesyltransferase, CAAX box, alpha. The transcript has 9 exons. Gene Ontology annotation, molecular function: CAAX-protein geranylgeranyltransferase activity; protein farnesyltransferase activity. NCBI's taxonomy places the organism in Eukaryota, Metazoa, Chordata, Amphibia, Anura, Hylidae. The record is from RefSeq and is a predicted model, not a curated record. Gene Ontology annotation, cellular component: cytoplasm; CAAX-protein geranylgeranyltransferase complex; protein farnesyltransferase complex. Gene Ontology annotation, biological process: protein geranylgeranylation; protein farnesylation. Bases 143 to 1402 code for a protein of 419 amino acids.